AUGCAACUGCCAGUCCUUGUUCAUGAUCAGAUCAACUUUUGGAAGCGAAGUGACUGGAUUAUUGGGUCUCCGGCCGUUCUCGAGCCCUAUUGGCUCGGUGGAGACUCCAAGGUCGUUAGCGGUCGA
Messenger RNA from Aspergillus nomiae NRRL 13137, 126 nucleotides. RefSeq lists its product as uncharacterized. The annotation marks the transcript as partial. The record is from RefSeq and is a predicted model, not a curated record. NCBI's taxonomy places the organism in Eukaryota, Fungi, Ascomycota, Eurotiomycetes, Eurotiales, Aspergillaceae. The transcript has 2 exons.